AUGGCUGGCUUGUUCUCGCUGUUUCGGAGCCGCGAUGGUUCCAAGAAGUCCAAAAAGAAUGGAAAUCUUGAUGAUGCAGCAAACCAAAAAGCCGUAAAAAAAUGGGACGAUGCGUCGGCACGCAAAUCUGUCGAACCCGAAGAGAUCCAAGAAUUGAUUCGACGAUGCACAGAGGAGCUCAAGAGUCGAGCUCUGGACUUGCCGUUCCUCCUCCUGCCUUUUAGGCCGGCAUCCGAUCCCAGCGCUGUCCGUACUUUUAUUCGUCAUUUCUUUGAUCAGAACAUGCGCGGCGAGGUCCUCGCCCAGGAGCUUCGCAUGACAGAGCCUAUGGUUAUUUCGGGAAUCGUGAAAUGGUGCUGGAGCAGGCUACCGGGUGGCGUUGUUGGCUGGGAUGCCUACGAACUAUUCAAAGUUGGCGAGCAAGAUUCCAAUCUGGCCCGCGAUUCCUUCAAGACGUUUAUUCCCCUUAGUGUCGACAAUGGCGCCAAAUCCUGCAUCAUAUUCGACCUUUUCGAUCUCAUGUCGGCUAUUGCCGCUCACGGCAAGAUGAAUGGCUUCGGUGGACGAAAGUUGUCUCGGCUAGCUGCAUGGUGGACCUUUGAGCACAAGGAUACCGGCAAAGGAUUCGAGGGAGGCUACAACGCCUGGCUCAGUGCUGCCGACGCUACAAGUCACCUAUUUUUCGCCUAUCUUCGAUCGCUCUCUCCUACGACGCCUCAGGCCGGAAUCACCAUGCUCCCAAUGUCGUUGCAGAAGCUCCUCCAGGAGACCGAAUACCCACCUCAGCGCCCAUCGCUCAUGCAGACGACGACGAACAAGGUCCUCAUGCACGUUGACACGGUCUCGCCGACUCCUUUUGCGCUCUUACGCCGAGCUAAUCACUUCCAAUACCGCAACGAGGAUAAGGGCCUUAGCGAGUACGCGGAGUAUGAGGAUCCCGUACGGGCCUUGACCGAGGAAUGCCGCAGAGUCCUCAAGGCGAUCUCUUCGGCAAACCAGUCUCAGGUCUCUAGCUCCAAGCACUCCACCAGCUUACGCGACGCUUCGUGGUCGAGGUUCGAGGAUAUUGGGUUCUCUAGCCCCUUGGAGGAAGAGGAUGAAGAUGACACAGAUGGUAUUACUCGGAAGCUUCCCGCUCUGAGAUCUACCCCAGCAUCAGAGGGCGGACUGGGACGGCCCACUACGCCGUCCUGGGCCGAUUUCCUGUCCAGUGGUUUCGUUGACGACGGUCCGGCGAGCCCGACGAAUACUCUGCUUCCGCCUGACAAGGUCCUCCCGCCCAUCGAAACCGCGAUACGCCAGCGUAGCUCCCAGUCCCACCGACCGAGAUUGGAGUCUGAUCGGCACCUCGAGCCGGGCGAGCUCGCUAGCAUCACGAAAUUUGAUUUGGACGAUGCCUUCUGGUGGGUUUGGAUGAGCAGUCUAGCUCCGGAGGAGACCCCCGAAAGAAAGGCGGCGUUCGGUCGAUGCGCGGUCAUCGAGACGAACAUCAGAUCGGCCAGGUGGUUGGUCAUGGAGGAGAUGGUAGUCGGCGCGGCUCCUGAGCCCGCGGCCGGGGCAUACAUCGCCGAAAAGAAGAGGGGCUUCUUUAGCUGGACACGACGCGGAAAGGCCCUUAGCCGCAGGAAGUCGACCGGAAAGCAGGCGCUCGACCAUGGUGAUAAACGCCUCAAUCAGAGCCACCCCGGGCUGAGCAAGACGAGCAUCGGCCCCGACCAGCAUGCCCGUAUCCAGGCUGCCGCCGCGCAGCUACAGGCCAAGGAGAAACAGUCAGCCCUGCAGGUUCCGGAGCGCCGAGGCAGGACAGACAUCGAAGCUUCCCAAGAGAAAACCUCAAGCAUGAUGACUUUGCAGCCGGCUAUUGUCAGCGAGGCCUCUCAAGCGAUGAAGUGGGCUAGCAAGUAUGACAAGGAGUCCACCCGGAACGCCUAUCUCGCAGAUCCCAGCGCAGGUCGUGGCGUUGAGAGAUCCCCCUCAAGGCAGAAUGGACACACUGGUACAAACGGCGCCGCGCCAGCCUCUCACCAAAUCACCCCGGUGACUCCCAAGUCGCCCGAGCGGGGACUCUCAGAGAAGGCCCUCGAGGCACCCUUGGAUGUUCAUCCCGCUGAGCGAGCCGGAGCCAGCUCACCAAUUCCCCCGCACAAGGAGGCUGUCCCCGCGUCUGCGCCGGUACCCGUCCCCGAAAGUAAGCCAUCCCUCGAAAGCAGCCCAGAGAGCAAGAAGCACAAGAAGCUCCAAAAGGACAAAGCCCCCGUUGCUCCCGUUGCUCCUGCUGCAGCCCCAGCCCCUGGCUUUAGGAAGCUCUUUGGAAGGAAAAACCGCUCAUCCAAGAUCCCGGAUAAUGCCCCUGCGGAGCUGAACGGCAUGCUCGAGCGGGACAGGGCGGCUCCUUCGCCUGUUCCUGGUGCAUCGUCUCCCUUGGCGGCGGCGGCUACCUCGUCGUCGGCAGCUGUCCCCAAACCAGUCGAGAAGCCCGCCCAUGUGGCCGCCCCCGCCCCCGCUCCUAUUCCUGCUCCUGUUCAGAAGCAGCCCGAGCCCGUCAAGGCGGCUCAGAAGUCGGUUGAGCCCCCUCGCCCGGAGCCGACCUACCCCCGCUCGAUUAGCGAGACCUCGGAGCCCAACGCUGCCGAUAUCGCCGAUGCCAAGAAGGAAUUUUCUCGGUUCGAUCAGGGCCCCCUCGUUGACCAGCCGGCAUUCGUGCCCGACGAUAGCGACUCGGACGACGCCGUCCCGCCCCCGAUUGCCCGGCAUGCUCGGUCACCUUCUCCAGCCGUGGCCCCUGUCCCCGAUCCAUCGAUUGAAGACCUAAGCAAGGUCCAAGUCCCGCCCGCUAUUGACCGAUGGGCCCAGAUCCGCAAGAAUGCAGCUGAGCGUGCAGCGCAGCGAAGCACGGCCCCUGCGCCAAAGCAUGACCCCGAGGAUGACACUAGUGGUGAAGAGACUAUCGAGUCUCGUGUCGCCCGUAUCAAGGCUCGCGUUGCUGAGCUUACGGGCAACAUGGAAGGCGUCAGUGGGCCCGAAAGCCGAGACGCUCCUGGUCCGCGCUAUUAG
Molecule: messenger RNA, 3054 nt
Organism: Scedosporium apiospermum
Lineage: Eukaryota; Fungi; Ascomycota; Sordariomycetes; Microascales; Microascaceae
Exons: 6
Coding region: 1-3054 (1017 amino acids)
Source: RefSeq, a predicted model, not a curated record